Molecule: messenger RNA, 1142 nt
Organism: Pocillopora verrucosa
Lineage: Eukaryota; Metazoa; Cnidaria; Anthozoa; Scleractinia; Pocilloporidae
Product: large ribosomal subunit protein mL45
Cellular component (GO): mitochondrion
Source: RefSeq, a predicted model, not a curated record
CCUGGGACGAGCCAAAUGGCACGCUCAGAGUUGUAAAGGCCUGGUGGCGGAGCAACCAACAUGGCGGCUACAAGGAUUCUCGCCUGUUCCAGAGUUAAGUCAUGCAGUCUUGCACCAAUCUUCAAAGUACAUGAAUCAAUGUUUACCUCAGUUCUGGUCAUACAAGCAAGAACAAAGGUCAGCAAAAAAUCACCAUUUCAUGAUGGAAAGGGCCAUAAGGAAAAGAUGCAGGAAGCAAACAGCAGCAGACAGAAAUAUAUUGACAAAAUGACUGUCAAUAGACCUUUGAAUAGACCCUAUCUUAUUGAAAGCCCAGGAGUGAUAUUCAGUGACUACCUUCCAAUAAGAAGAUAUUACUUUUUCACACCACGGGGAAUAAAAGAAAGAUGGAAUGCAUUCAAGAAUGGUUUUUGGACCAUAUACAGUCUUGUCUACAUUAGAAGACAUAUAAAACCCUUCAAAUUAACAGACUUUGGCCCAAGUGCUCAGGAAAUCUACAUUGCAGCAAAUGAAGCACUUGCUAGAAAAAGCAAAAAGGAUCUUCAGGAGGUGGUGACCAACUCAGUAUACCGGGCACUUAGCAAUGAGUUCUUUCCUCCAAACAAGAAUCUUCACUGGCGUUUCGUUUCAGCUGUAACAAGGCCUCAGGUUGUACAUGUAAGAGUUGGCCAGGUUCAGACCAAAGAUAACUUGUUUGCACAAAUUACUGUGAAAAUUCAUUCAAAACAGGUCAUGGCAGUAAAAGAUAGGUAUGGAAGGCACAUAUCUGGGAGUGACAAGCUUCCUAAACAAGUCAUAGACUAUGUUGUGUUUGAACGUCCCUUGACUAGUACCAAGUAUGGAACAUGGAAAGUAUGUGGAAAGCUGCAUGCCUUCCCAGCUGAGGUAGAUACAGGAAAGCACCUCGUCAAGAAUGUUCCUGCAGUUUAGAGAGGAACCUAAAUUUUGAUUGUGUAAUUUUUAUGAAUGGAUAGAGUUCAAGUUUUCUUACAUACAGUGUACAGGUGCAAAGGAAUUGUACUAUUCUGCAAUUAUCUGUUGAAUACAAAAGAGUCUGUUUCAGAUAAAAUCAUUACCCCUCCAAAGGGAACUCAAUUAUGUUAUGUUUGAUCUGAAAAUUUGUGUUGGAUAAAAUAAAUAUC